AUUACGACUCGGUACAAAUCUAUCGAAAACCACCGCAAGAAGAAAAUAUUGAAGCAGAUACAAAGCCAAUUCUUAUAUUUUUUAAUUAAAGAUUAGUUUAAAAAGAGGACAACAUGUCUUUUAUGAAUCCAGUGGACAUGGUUGAUGAGGACGCAGCAGACUUGCAGUUUCCCAAAGUAAAGCUGAAGCUUAGCCACGACCAACUGAAAGAUCAGCAGCUUGCAGUGAAAUUGUGUCGGGCACGCAGCGAUGAACAGACCAAGCAUCUAACAGUGCUUUACAAUAUUGAAGACUUUCACAAGCAGCUCGAGAAGUGUGAGCCAUCUGUAAACGAUUUUGUUAAUGGAGAUUCAGCAGAGAGUAGUUGUGCCACAUGUCAUUGCAACGUUACAGAGCCAUAUAUCAAGUGCUCCGAGUGCCUGGAGGUACUGCUCUGCUUGCAGUGCUUUGCGAAAGGACGCGAGAUUGGUUGUCAUCGAAACAAUCAUGCGUAUAUUAUAGUACGUGAUGAUAUUCAGGUUUUCGCUAGCGAAACAGGCUGGACAGCGCGUGAUGAAAGAGAUUUGUUAAAGGCUCUGCGCAUAAACGGCUACGGAAACUGGGAUGAUAUUGCAAGUUCCAUGUCACAACGCCAUACGCCAGUUGAAAUAAGGCGGCACUAUCUAGAUAAUUACUUUGGUGGAAUAUUUGAGAGGUUAUUGGGUCUGCAACAUGCACGCAACUGUUAUCUACCAGAACGAAUGCCGUAUGUGUUUAAAAUGAGAUCGCUGGAGCCACCGCGUCAUGAUGAUAUUGCGUCCAUGCAAUUUAAAAUGAAUGCGGGCUAUCGCUGCGCCCGUGGCGACUUUGACACGCCCUAUGACGCCUCCGCCGAGGGACUCUUGUCCAUUAUGUUGCAUAAACAAGGUGAUGAUGUCGAUGAAGAGUUGGACACGCUGGAAAAACCCAUAACUGAAGAUCUGCAGUGCGCUCUAGUGCGUGCGUACAACAAUCGGCUGAGAGAACGAAAUCGUCGUUAUGACAUUAUGCGUCGACAUGGUCUUAUUAUGCCCAAUCGUACAGUCAGCUGGAUAACCAAGUAUAUAAAUGCCUUCCGCAGCGAUGCUAGCUGCAUGCGUUUUCUAGCUCUAAUGCAAAUAUGUAAGCCUCUACAAUUUGACAUGAUUGUCGAGUCGUUGCACUACUAUCAUCAGCUACAAAAUCGUUUACAAUGGCUUUAUGAGUUACGCCAAAAUGGCGUGCGCACGUUCCAUGGUGGAGCGCUGUAUACUCGACUACAUAAGCAAAGACAGAAGGCGCAACGAGAAUACUUGCGGCAGCGUCAGAACAACUGUAACGACUGGCAACAUAUAGUGCAUCAUUAUGAGCAGAAUCCAAAAGCGGAGCAAGUGCCACAAGGCAGUAGCUCCAGAGUCUAUAUGGUGUAUCCCAGACGUAAGGCCAGUCCAAUGGAGAUUACAGACAUGCCUGGAUUUUCCAAGCUUGAUGCUGGCGAGCGCACGCUAUGCAGCAUUGUGCGUCUAAUGCCACAAGCCUAUUUAGAGUACAAAAACCAGCUGAUUGCAGAGCAGGCCAAACUGGGACAUUUAAGACUUAGUGAUGCACGGCGACUCAUCAAGAUUGAUGUGAACAAAACUCGUCAAAUUUACGAUUUUCUACUGGAAAAUGGGCAUAUUCAAAUGCCGUCUUACAGCUAAGAUCUUAUCUUUACUUUAUGUUUCACUUAGUUUGAGAAUGCCGAAACUCUGCUGAUAUCUGAAGUUCACAUGCUGCUUGAUCAUCGCAAACGAC
This is a messenger RNA of Drosophila busckii, 1791 nucleotides long. Its product is annotated as DNA-directed RNA polymerase II subunit Rpb4. Gene Ontology annotation, biological process: mRNA export from nucleus in response to heat stress; positive regulation of translational initiation; chromatin remodeling. NCBI's taxonomy places the organism in Eukaryota, Metazoa, Arthropoda, Insecta, Diptera, Drosophilidae. Gene Ontology annotation, molecular function: zinc ion binding; nucleotide binding; translation initiation factor binding. Gene Ontology annotation, cellular component: RNA polymerase II, core complex; SAGA-type complex; P-body. Bases 114 to 1697 code for a protein of 527 amino acids. The transcript has 5 exons. The record is from RefSeq and is a predicted model, not a curated record.